AUGACCGAUUCAAUUGUGAAUAGUUCGACUAUGUAUAAGAAAACAUUUAAAAAUAUACCACCAACUCCACUUACAGAACUCAUUGAAUCUACCAACUAUACUUUAAACUUUACGAAACGAAAGUUUUUACAUAUUGGAAUCGAUCCAGCUGACAUGUUUAGAGUAGCAGUGCAUAUAAUAACUCCUACACGUUACGUUAAUAUUUCAAUUGAAUUUCUAAAAAGAAUAUUUUCAUUGAUGGGUAAUAUCCUGUCAUUUAUUUUGGAGCAGCCUGGAAAAUAUAAAAGAACUAUUUUCAUUGAGACAGACAAAUUUAAAUUAUCUAGUAUGAUGUACACUGGAGAAAACGUCUUAGUAAUAGAGUCUAAGACAGAUGAGGGUUGUCGAAUUCUUUUAAAUCGUAUGGAGCUCAUACGACUUCACUACCUAGAAUGGUGCAUUUUCGAAACAAUCGUACGAAAAUCAACUAUAAUGCAUCCAAUCGUCUUAAAACAAUUCAAUAUAUUUACGAAUUAUAUUAAUGGUGAACUUUCCAAAGCGGAAUCAUUGCCGAGAACGAGUGAAGAAAUGACUACGUUUAUUAAAAAUGUGCGUGACGAUCAUAUUAUUGCAAGCAGUCCUAAACAUGAUGUUAAUUUCAUUAGUCAGCUCAAAAUGUAUGCAUUAGCGCAAUUAACUGAACAUUGCAUGCAACGGUGGAAUGGGGAAAUGUCUCCAAAGCCGUUUGAUGGUAAUUUAACAAUCAUUUCACCGACCUCGCCAACCUAUUUGCCCUCGAGCAUCACGAAAGUCGACAUAUUUGACAUUCAUGAUGAAAAAGUAAAUAAUGUGAAGCCGUACGAUUCAUUUGACGGCAUGCUGUCACUCGAUGAAAAUGAUGGCCCCGAUUUUUUCAAUGUGCGAACCGUAUCAGAUGCAAACCACGCAACGUAUGCAAUGUUUCCAAGACCAUUAUAAUGAGGGUGGAACAUAACAAACUCUUUUUAAUAAUUAAUUAUACGAU
Messenger RNA from Aphis gossypii (cotton aphid), 1003 nucleotides. RefSeq lists its product as uncharacterized. NCBI's taxonomy places the organism in Eukaryota, Metazoa, Arthropoda, Insecta, Hemiptera, Aphididae. The coding region runs from base 1 to 957 and encodes 318 amino acids. The transcript is spliced from 3 exons. The record is from RefSeq and is a predicted model, not a curated record.